AUGGGUAUAGCCUACGAGUCUAUAUGCCUACCUGGUGCGACAGUGGAUUCCGGAUUCGAUAAAAUUAAUGAAUUGCAAGCUGCUGAAGUUUUACUAUCACUGGCCAAAGGUUCAUGCUCGAACUGGUCAAUAUUUCCACAAAAUAAAUCAUCAGUAACCCAAAAUUUUUAUUGUUCCGAAUAUCAUCGAAAUAUGUUUAAAGAGUCAGUUAUACAAAAAACAGGAGAAAAUGAACCAAGGAGUAAAUCUCAAUCCUACUUAACAUCAUUAGAUAGAAAUUUACAUCGGAAUAUAAAAUUUAAACUUCAUCGGAUUAAAUCUUUAACUAAUAAGGAAUCACAAUCAUCAAUUAAUUUCGAUAAAUUGCAAAAGUUCCGGAAACUAUUCCUCAUCAAAAUGUCAAUAUCAAAUCCUUCUUUAGAAACAUCAAGCAAUGAACAGGUAUCUUUUUACAAUAAUCAAUCUUCUUUGAAUAAUUUAAACACUAAUUGGUCAAAUAAUCUACCUAUUAACACUGGUGAAUCUCACCUUCUAAUUAAGUCAUUUCAACAAAUCGAUGAAAAUCCUUCUGAUUCUAAGCAUAUUCCAUUGACUAGUCAAACAAAUCAAUGUACUACUGAUCAACAAUCUGAUAACCGAGUUACUUUUACUCUUUGGAAUGAUUGUGAACUUUCUUCUACAGCUUCUAAUUCUUUCAACUGUGAAAAUGAUAAUCACAAAAGUGUUGAACAACAAUACAUUUUGGAUCGAUUACUUCAUACCAACUCUGAUCUUACAACAUUACUGCAUUCAUCAUUAUCAUCAUCAACGACAACAAAUGAUACAUUUCGAUCAUCUAAUUCAGAUUCACAGCUUUUACGACAACCUAUCGAUGAAACAAUAACAUCAAGAAACCGUGACAGUUAUUUAUCAGUUAUUUCCAGCCCACCAUGCACUGAACAAUAUUGUACUAAUGUGAACCAAAAUUUCACUCCAACUGUAAUUAAUGAUAAUACAUCGAGUAUCAAAUUACAUGAUACAACAGCUGAUUUAAUAUUUUCAAAUGUGAACUGUUCAACUGUUUCAUAUUGUACUAUGAUGACAUCACCCAUUACUAAUACUAAUGAUACAAUCAUUACCAAUCUUACUCCCCCAGUGAGUAGUAAUACUAGUAAUCCUAAUAAUAAUAAUAAUGGCUCAGAAAGAGUGAAAUCUUAUCGAUGCAACUUUGAUGGUUGCACAAAAGCUUAUUUCAAAAGUUCUCAUCUUAAAGCUCAUAUCCGUGUUCAUACAGGUGAAAAACCAUAUAUUUGUGAUUGGAAUCAUUGUAAUCGAAAAUUUGCACGUUCCGAUGAAUUAUCCCGUCAUCGUAGAGCACAUACAGGUGAACGUAAUUUUAUUUGUCAACGUUGUCCACGACGAUUUACACGUAGUGAUCAUCUUAGUAAACAUUUACGGCGACAUAAUUCUCCAAUGACAUUAAAUAAAUUUUUAAAUAAAGUUAAAUAA
Molecule: messenger RNA, 1488 nt
Organism: Schistosoma mattheei
Lineage: Eukaryota; Metazoa; Platyhelminthes; Trematoda; Strigeidida; Schistosomatidae
Source: the annotation of a GenBank genome assembly